This is a messenger RNA of Bombyx mandarina (wild silkworm), 970 nucleotides long. It is a transcript of the gene CPFL4, whose product is annotated as cuticular protein CPFL family 4. NCBI's taxonomy places the organism in Eukaryota, Metazoa, Arthropoda, Insecta, Lepidoptera, Bombycidae. The record is from RefSeq and is a predicted model, not a curated record.
ACAAACAUGUACACCAAGCUAAUCGUUGCUCUGUGCGCUGUAAGCGUAGUCCGCGCUGGUGGUCUCCUCGGAGCUGCUCCCUUGGCUUACAGCCACGCUAUCGCGGCUCCUGCUGUGGUAACUAAAACCAUCAGUCCAGCUGUGUCUUCGGUCUCUUCUUACUCAACUCACACCGCUCACGGUGGCCACAUCGCUGCCUACGGUGCUGCUCCAGUCUUCACUAAGACCAUUGCUGCUCCUGCCGUCUCUUAUGCUGCUGCACCAGCAUACUCAUAUGCUACUGGCCCAGCAUAUUCGUACGCCGCUGCACCAUCGUACGCUUAUGCCGCAUCUCCGGUUGUGACCAAGACUAUUUCUCCAGCUGUUUCCUCAGUAUCUUCUUACUCGUCCACAACCGCUCAUGGAUCACCAUCUUUCGCAACAUACUCUGCUCACGGUGCUCCAGCCAUCGCCGCAUACUCCGCCCACGCUACACCCGCAGUUGCGACGUACUCCGCGCCUGUUGUUGCUAAGGCGAUCGCUCCCGCUGUAGCUUACGCUGCACCUGCGGUUGUCUCCAAGACCAUCAGUCCUGCAGUAUCUUCUGUGUCAUCUUACUCCUCUACCACAGCCCAUGGUGGUUCUUACGGAGGACUCUACGCUGCCCCCGCUGUAUCUACCUAUGCCGCUGCACCGAUAGUGACUAAGUCUUAUGCCGCCCCUGCUGUGGCUACCUACGCCGCUGCCCCCGUCGUGGCUAAAUACGCAGCUCCUGCCUACGCCGCCUACUCUACUGGUCCCCUGGUUGCCAAAACCUACGCCGCCCCCGCCGUCACCACCUACGCAGCUACCGCCCCGGUUCUAAAGUCGGCUGUCACAUACUCUGCUGCCCCCGCUGUUUCUCAUAUCUCCUUCAGCGGUCACGGUGCCACAUACGGUUGGUAAACUGAAUCGAAAACUAAAUAAUACUGUAAAUAGUCAAAAUAAACGA